Mucor velutinosus is the source of this 546-nucleotide messenger RNA. Its product is annotated as ubiquitin-specific protease doa4. The transcript has a single exon. The record is from RefSeq and is a predicted model, not a curated record. Lineage: Eukaryota; Fungi; Mucoromycota; Mucoromycetes; Mucorales; Mucoraceae. The coding region runs from base 1 to 546 and encodes 181 amino acids.
AUGAAUGCAACUUUAGGUCAAUCAGUUGCGAAUAAUCAAAAUGGUGCCUACGCAUUCCGUAUUCACGGUAGCGUCUAUCAUCUCAUGAGCUCUGCACUUAUGCCAGCAAAUGAUACACGCCCAAAAAUUGCUCAAAUGUAUAUAUUCGAUGGGGAAAAUGAGCUUCAAAACCGACUGAAUGUUGCUGGAAACCCCAACAUGGAGAGAACCACUGUGCGUCUCCUCCAAAAUAUGAUGCACAAAGUCAAUCCUUUUGUUGACUUAUUUAAAACCAUGGAGGAGCUAUCAGUUGAGCAACCUGGAGGAAUUCAGAAUAUACGAAUGAUAUUUCGUUCAGAGGAUUCUCCUGAUCCAAGAAGGUACAAUAGACCUAGAGUUCCAGAAAUUGGUGUACUAUUGUUUGAUGGCGACGAUGAAAGCAGCAACGAACAGCCAAAAAAUCGUGAUGUCGUUUUAAGAUUGAAAGGUUCUGGUGACAACCUAACAAGGAUUAAUGAAACCAAUCAAUUCUUUGAUCCUCUUCAGUACGUUUUGAUUGAUGACUGA